This is a messenger RNA of Neolamprologus brichardi, 960 nucleotides long. NCBI's taxonomy places the organism in Eukaryota, Metazoa, Chordata, Actinopteri, Cichliformes, Cichlidae. The record is from RefSeq and is a predicted model, not a curated record.
AUGGUUGGUGGUCGACUCUGUUAUCGUAGCUUCGUACACAUCAUUGUGCUGCUGCUCUGGGUCUGCCUCCAUUACGUGGAGACUUCCAGUGGAAAACAUGUCAUUCAUAAAAAAGUUGGAGAUACUGUGGAGCUUUCAUCAGGCUUACCAAUUGAAGGUGUGACUGUGGCAACGUGGAGAUAUGGAGGAAUAAAUGUUGCAGACAAAGAUGUGGGUGUUUUUGAAAAAUCUCCAUUUAAGGACAGAUCAGAGCUGAACCCUGAAGACUUUACUUUAACAGUGAGAGAACUGAUUCUUCAAGAUUCUGGUGAUUUUAUGUUUAUCUCAGGCUGGAAUAACAAGCAAAGGCCUUCAGUCACCAUCACUCUGCAAGUUCAUGAGCCCAUAACUAAACAGCCUGUCUUAAAAAUCAGUUCAAUUUCCUCAAAUGAAUCAUGUAAAGUUCUGCUGGAGUGCAGCGCAACUGGUGAUGUCAGCUACAAGUGGACUGUAGGAAACCAAACACUAACUGGUCCCAGGCAACAAUACAUCAUCAGGGAGCAGGAUGGAGAGACCAAUUUCACCUGCACAGUUUCCAAUCAUGUCAGUGAAAAGUCUGCAUUUCAAACAGAGAAGUGCAGCAACGGUACACAGCAAGAACCAGAAAAACACUUAAUCCUUUUUGUGGGUGUAGCUGGUGGAUGUCUGGUGCUUGUCAUUAUAGCCAGUAUAAUCGUAGGAGUUUGUUGCUGCAAAAGAAGACAUGUUGGAAGUGACACAAAUGACCUCACUGUUUAUGCUGAUAUUGGUGAGCUUACAAACGAAGAUGGGACUUCAUCUACCAUGCAGCCUUGCUCUGUGUAUGAAACCAUUGAUAACAGAGCCACUUCACUUAAACCUGGGCCUCAGACUGUCUAUGACAAGAUCCAGCUUAAUCGUGUGAGGAAGCCUUCAGUGUCACCCUACCAAGACGUUUCAUAG